AUGGCGCGCAGGAUGCAAUCACCCUCCCUCGUGGUGGCCGGGCAUUUGCGACGCAGCGCAGAGCGCACCGAAGCGCAAAGAGGCGUAUCCGGCACCAGCAUGGCGCGCGGUAUCAUGACUCCCACCGCGCCACGCGCAAGGCGCGCUCGAAACUCAGACAGGCAAUGCAUUGCUGGAAAGAGCAAACAGUUGUCUAAGAGCGAUCACAAGCGCAAGCCAGGACGCCCUGCAUGGUACGACGAAGACGACGACGAGGAGCCCAGCUCCAAGCGGAUCAAGAGGGAGUUUUCCGAGAGUGACAUGUCAAUGCCACUUCAGCAGGAAGCGAAAACGUCAGGAGAAGCUGUGAGCUCCGACUGCUGGCUUGAGGAGGCGCCCAAAGAGUUCGGCUGCAAGCUUAAGCAUCACACGGCCUACGACGCACGGAAAGUCAACGAGGAUUGGGACGAGCUUCCAAGUUACGACGAAGCACAGCACAGCGCGAGAGUUGGGUCGGGUGGCUUGUUCGACGGUGGAGAUACGAUGGAACUCCACAAGGAAGCAGAGCUCAUCGAUCGCCGGCUGGAGAUUCUCAAGCAGUUAAGGGAGCACAGAAAGGGUUCGUGCUGCUCAUUGUCACGAGCUCGCGACACUAUCUGCCUCACUGCGCGGUCUCUUGACUUCGUCACGGCCCACUCUUCCAUCCGCCAACAUCCUCCAUUUACCUACACACCACAACAUCCUUGCGAGCCAACCGACGCAAUGAUCGCCGACGAGAUCCACGUUCUGCUGCAGAGAGCGGACGGCAGCGAGGUCUCCGAGGCCAAAUAUCAAGACCAUCGCGACACACACAAAGAGCAUGCUGGUUUCAAGCUUUGCAGCACCCUCGUAGCAGUUGAGCCCGAAGAGACGAUCAGGAUAAAAGUUGUCCUCGGAGAGCACUUCCAGUGGUACGAAGCAGAUCGAUUGCUCAUCACGAUCUCCACUGGCACUCUCGAGGAUCCGGUCAAUGCAUUCCAGACCCGACAGAUUAUCAGGAGUGAUGAGAUCGCUGAUCAAGACUUCGUAUUUGAUUCUCUGCAGUUGUACGAUUGGCAUACGACGGAUCAGAUUCCAGUGGAGUUCCGAAUGCCUCAUCGAACAAUUGAACGAUUUUGUCCCCUUCAGAAUCGCGACCGUAGGACACACUGCUUCGAGUUCAAGUCUCAAACUGCGGAACCGCUCGACGAAAGGAAGCGCCGUGCCAGCAGGAUGGCAAUUGACUAUAGGACCAAGACGCUACGUGCGCUUUGUGGUUUCGGCGGCGUUCCGAGCCAACGACCACGGAAGUUGAAGCGUAGCAAGCUAUCCACCACAUCAGAGUCGACAAUCCAACGCGAUGAUCUGAGGCUGAACGGAACAAAUCAGAAGCUCGACGCAAAGCGAAGCAAGCAUACGAGCAGCCGAUGUGGCAAGGGAGAUACAUUGGCGGAUCUUUCCGUAUCCUUCCGAACCAAAGCCGAUACCAACACUGCGUCUGGUAGAAGUGGAUAUAGCUGCUCUGUGAGUGAGAGGGAUCAGGAUGACGACGAGCCGGGUACUGGGAUCAAAGCUGAACGUACAGAGAUCGGUGGCAUCAACGAGGCGCAACGCCCUUUCGUCGAAGCCCGCGCGGUCACACAUGCCGCCGCAUCCAAAGCUAAAAGAAAGGCCCGGCUAUUGCUACAGCUCAGGAAAGUCGAGUUGGAAAAGCAGGAAGUGGACCUGCAAACGCAGCUGCUGGAGUUUGACGACACGGCUUAA
Messenger RNA from Zymoseptoria tritici IPO323, 1761 nucleotides. RefSeq lists its product as uncharacterized. The coding region runs from base 1 to 1761 and encodes 586 amino acids. The record is from RefSeq and is a predicted model, not a curated record. Lineage: Eukaryota; Fungi; Ascomycota; Dothideomycetes; Mycosphaerellales; Mycosphaerellaceae. The transcript has 4 exons.